Insectozyma verbasci is the source of this 915-nucleotide messenger RNA. Lineage: Eukaryota; Fungi; Ascomycota; Pichiomycetes; Serinales; Debaryomycetaceae. The record is from the annotation of a GenBank genome assembly.
AUGUCUUCUUUACCUCAUUCUAUUUCAAAAUAUUUACAACCUAAAUAUUUAGUACCAUUUGUUGGUUUUACAGCAGUUUCAAUUACUUUAUUUAAUCAUUAUUCGAAUACUCCAAGAUAUAUUUUAAAUGAAUCGGGUAAAACAUUUACAGAUGCUAAUGAAUGGAUUGAUUUAAAAUUAAUUAAAUCGGAAAAUUUAAAUCAUAAUACAAAACAUUUAUCUUUCGCAUUAAAAAAUGAAAAUGAUGUUAGUGGAUUAAUUACAGCUUCAAUGUUAAUGACUAAAUUUGUAACACCAAAGGGUUCAAAUGUAAUUAGACCAUAUACUCCAGUUUCAGAUAUUGAUCAAAAAGGUACUAUUGAUUUUGUUAUUAAAAGAUAUGAAAAUGGUAAAAUGUCAAAUCAUAUACAUGAUUUAAAAGAAGGGGAUACUUUAUCAUUCAAAGGUCCAAUUGUAAAAUGGAAAUGGGAACCAAAUCAAUUUAAAUCAAUUGCUUUAAUUGGUGGAGGUACUGGUAUUACUCCAUUAUAUCAAUUAUUAAAGGAAAUUACAAAUAAUCCAAAUGAUAAAACUAAAGUUUCUUUAUUUUAUGGUAAUUUAUCACCUGAUGAUAUUUUAAUUAAAGAUAAAAUUGAUGAAGUUGUUAAUAAACAUAAAGAUCAAGUUAAAGCUUUUUAUUUUGUCAAUGAUAAAAAAGGUGAUGAAAAUUAUGAUGGAGAAGUUGGUUUUAUUACAAAAGAGUUUCUUCAAAAAGAAUUGAGUAAACCAAGUUCUGAUUUAAAAAUUUUUGUUUGUGGACCUCCUGGUUUAUAUAAAGCAAUUUCUGGUGUUAAAGUUUCACCAACUGAUCAAGGUGAAAUUGAUGGUGCUUUAAAAGAAUUAGGUUAUACAAAAGAAAAUGUAUUUAAAUUCUAA